Messenger RNA from Dioscorea cayenensis subsp. rotundata (Guinea yam), 957 nucleotides. Its product is annotated as lipoprotein NlpI. Gene Ontology annotation, molecular function: protein binding. The record is from RefSeq and is a predicted model, not a curated record. The transcript is spliced from 8 exons. NCBI's taxonomy places the organism in Eukaryota, Viridiplantae, Streptophyta, Magnoliopsida, Dioscoreales, Dioscoreaceae. The coding region runs from base 44 to 802 and encodes 252 amino acids. Gene Ontology annotation, cellular component: chloroplast.
UCUUCAAACCUCGGCCGUUGAUUCAUCAGCAGAAGCUACUGCGAUGGCUCUCAGUUCCCAAACCAUCGUUAAAUUCCCGCCACAUAUUGUUAAGCACCCUUCUUCUUCAUCUCCGGCCUUCGCCACUAGUCUAACACACGUUAAGCCUCAAUCCUUUCUACCGCUGCCCCGCCGGCUCUUCUUACCGUCGGCAUCAGCUAUCUGGGAUGCCUUAACAGGUCGUGAUCCAGCCCGCGAAGCCUCUCUCGCCGUCCGCCGGGGAAUGCAGCUCUUCCGCCAGGGAGACGUCUCCGGAUCUUUGGCGGAGUUUGAUAAAGCCAUUGAGUUGGAUCCACGCCAAAAGGCAUAUCUUUGGCAGAGGGGGCUGUCUUUGUACUAUCUUAAUAGGUUUGAAGAAGGGGCAGAGCAAUUUAGGUUAGAUGUUGCACAGAAUCCAAAUGAUACAGAGGAAUCCAUAUGGUGCUUUUUAUGUGAAGCUCAAUUAUAUGGAGUAGAAGAAGCAAGAAAGCGGUUCUUAGAGGUUGGUCGAGAUUCACGUCCUGUCAUGCGUGAAGCCUAUAAUUUGUUCAAAGAUGGGGGUGACCCAGAGCUGCUUGUUUCGAAGUUUCUGAGUGGCCGGGUGGAUGAGUAUUUCUAUGCUUCUUUGUAUGCUGGCCUUUAUCAUGAAUCACAGAAUGACAUGGAUGCUGCCAAACAUCAUCUAAUCGCUGCAUGUCAAUCUCCGUAUGGAUCGAGGUCUGAUGAUUAUAUGGCUUCUCUUGCAAAAGUUCACUGUCUGUGUCGAAACUGGGAUCUCAAAUAAACACCAUCUUCGACACCGUAUUCUCCGGCACUUGCACAUUACUGUUCUUCUUCUUCGUCUUUGUAUUUUUUUCUUUCUGAAGAAGUUGUAAUCAAAAGUGUCAUUCAGAAAUCAUUGACCUGUUCUAUAUCUAGUUAUAAUAUUUAUAUUAUAAA